AUGACUAGAACAGAGAGAGCCCAAAACCCCGCUGCGGUCUCCAAAGACCGACACUCCCGCUCUGGUCUGACCAAGACCGAGCUCUCCCAUAAGGGAGGGGACGGCGCCCAUAAUUGGGGAUCAUGGAAGACCAAAGGUCAAGAUGAAAUAUCAGGUAUGGAAGAUGCCAAUGGAGAAAUCUUCCAACUUGACGAGGAACGAGGUCAAAAUCAAGCUAAAGGUGGAAAUGACGAUAACGAGAAUGAUGGUAUUGGUGAACUUCGAGGUAAUAAUGCGAAUAACGAUGUUGAAGGGAAUAUCGCUAGAUCCCCUGCGGAAUCCACAGGUAGUCUCGAUAGACCGAAUCAAGGUCAAAGAAGGAUGAGCAGUUAUAGUGAGGAGGAAAAGAAGGAGGCGCUUCAAUACAGAGGUGGAUGGCAUAAGGCUGGGGUCGACCUCGCUCAAAUCGCUAGAACCUCAUACGGUAUCGCCCAAUCUCCCCCUUUGGCCACAAGUCCUUCAAAAGUCAAGCACGGAUUCAACUUUAACAAGUAG
Molecule: messenger RNA, 534 nt
Organism: Kwoniella botswanensis
Lineage: Eukaryota; Fungi; Basidiomycota; Tremellomycetes; Tremellales; Cryptococcaceae
Exons: 4
Coding region: 1-534 (177 amino acids)
Source: RefSeq, a predicted model, not a curated record